Molecule: messenger RNA, 734 nt
Organism: Pistacia vera
Lineage: Eukaryota; Viridiplantae; Streptophyta; Magnoliopsida; Sapindales; Anacardiaceae
Product: 3,9-dihydroxypterocarpan 6A-monooxygenase-like
Exons: 2
Coding region: 1-675 (224 amino acids)
Molecular function (GO): oxidoreductase activity, acting on paired donors, with incorporation or reduction of molecular oxygen; iron ion binding; heme binding
Source: RefSeq, a predicted model, not a curated record
AUGGAGAAUCUUGAUGUGAAGCAUAAGUAUGUCCGCUGUUUUCCAGAUAUUUUUGCAGCUGGGACUGAUACAUCCGCUAUAACGGUAGAAUGGGCGCUGUCAGAACUAAUCAAUCAUCCAGAGAUAAUGAAAAAAGCAAGAGAAGAGAUUGAUUCUGUAGUAGGAAAGAGCAGACUAGUAGAAGAAUCAGACAUUGCCAACCUCCCCUACCUCCAAGCUAUAGUAAAGGAAACACUAAGGCUUCACCCCACUGGUCCAAUGAUCGUGAGAGAGUCAACUGAAAACUGCACUAUAAAUGGUUACGACAUUCCAGCAAGGACAAGACUCUUCGUUAACACAUGGGCUAUAGGUAGAGAUCCGAACCACUGGGAGAACCCACUUGAAUUCCACCCGGAAAGGUUUGUUGUUGAAGAUGGAAAGAGUCAGUUGGAUGUUCGAGGACAACAUUUUCAUCUGUUGCCUUUCGGAAGUGGAAGAAGAUCAUGCCCUGGAACCUCACUAGCACUGAACGUGGUUCAGGCAACUCUUUCUGCUAUGAUUCAGUGCUUUGAUUGGAAGCUUUCUGGAGGAGUUGUCACUGCUGACAUGGAAGAAGGACCUGGACUAACUCUUCCAAGAGCUCAUCCUCUAAUUUGUGUCCCAGUUACUAGGCUUAAUCCACUUCCAUUACUCUGAUUAUUCACGAAAGAAUAAGAAACUAGACCUGCUGAUCCUUCCUAAUUGUGUGGUUCUUU